UUAUCAAUAAAAAUAUUUCCACAAACAUUGUAACAUUUGUGUCAAAACUAGAACAGAAAUUAAAUCUUUUAUUUCAUGGAGCUGUAUGUGGAAUACGAAAUGAAACGCUUAUCAUUAAUAUACAUGGCUCAGAAGAAGAUGCAGUAACAUGUAUAACAACAUAUGAAAAAAUGAUAGACCAAAUAAUAGAAUUAAUUAUACCCCAUCUAUCAUAUAGUCUAUAUCGGGACGAACCGAUGACAACCGAUACCACUGAAUUGAAAUCUUUAACAGAAGUAACAGAUGCACAGAAGAUAAUACGUGAUGGGAUAAUGAUUCAAAGCAAUGAGAAAAUAGCAUCUAAAUGUGUGAGAUUACAUGAUGCCUAUGGCAAAAUAUUAUUAACAGAUAUAUAUGCCAAAUGUAACGUGCCAUCAUUUAAAACUUCUGCUAUUAAUGGAUUCGCCGUAAAGGCAAAUGAUAAAAAAAACAGAAAGAAGAUAUUAGAAGCAGGAUCUACAUUUCUGGAACCUGGCACAUGUGUACGAGUAAAAACUGGAGCAUUUAUUCCUGAUGAGGCAACAGCAGUUAUAAAAAUUAAAAAUACAGAAAUAGUAUCUAAUAAUAACACCUGGGAAGAAAUCGAAAUAAUAAUUCAGCCAAAAGAAGGAGAAAAUAUUAAACCUAUUGGUUGCGAGAUAAAGAUGGGAAACAAAAUUUUGGGUGAACAUACAUAUAUUGGACUAGCAGAGAUAGAACUUUUGGCAUCUUGUGGUAUCAAUGAAGUUGAAAUCAUCGAAUCUCAGACUAAGGAUUUCGAUACUUUGGAUUUUGGAAUUGUGGAUGCUGACAUGCUAAAAAUGUCAAUAAAAGUUCAGGAAGCUUUAAAAGACGUGAAUAUACUUGUAAUAACAGGUUUUGCAAAUGGGAGAGAUCAAUUGAAAACAAUUUUACAAAACAAUUUUAAUGCUAAUAUAUAUUUUGAUAGAGUGAAUAUGAAACCUGGCAAAUCAACAACAUAUGGAACAUGCAUGUUAGGUGGAAAACAAAAGCAUAUCUUAUAUUUAUCGGGAAACUCGGCAACUAUUCUCAUUACUGCACAUUUAUUUCUUUUACCUCUUUUGAAUAAAAUGCACUACAAUGACAUGGAAGUGCCUGUCAUACAUGCUCAUGUAAUGGAUGAAUAUAAGAAGUAUUCGCGUCCUAAUUAUAUAUGGACACAUUUAAAAUGGGAUAAAGAAGAAACAUUUGCAAGAGUUUCCAACACAUAUGCAAAUAAUAAUCUACUUAGAGCUCAUAAUGCUAAUGCACUCUUAAUAGUACCGGCAGCGUCUGGUUCGGACAAAUCACUCUCACCAGGCACAUUAACACCAGUGUUAUUUCUUGGCUCUAAAUCGUUCUGUCAAAAUAUUCCUAAUUGAAUCCAACGAAAGAAAAUAAUUACAUAUAGAA
Camponotus floridanus (Florida carpenter ant) is the source of this 1431-nucleotide messenger RNA. RefSeq names its product gephyrin-like. Gene Ontology annotation, biological process: glycine receptor clustering; establishment of synaptic specificity at neuromuscular junction; postsynaptic neurotransmitter receptor diffusion trapping. The record is from RefSeq and is a predicted model, not a curated record. The transcript has 10 exons. Gene Ontology annotation, molecular function: molybdopterin molybdotransferase activity. Gene Ontology annotation, cellular component: postsynaptic membrane; cytosol; cytoplasm. Bases 171 to 1400 code for a protein of 409 amino acids. NCBI's taxonomy places the organism in Eukaryota, Metazoa, Arthropoda, Insecta, Hymenoptera, Formicidae.